AUGUGUGAAUAUCUAAGGCAGCUAGCAGUCUCGUUUCUGGCAUUACUCAAGCUUGCCAUCACUUUGGAUAGGGCGAACCAACUUCCCAAAGUGCCCGGGGACUGGCUCACAUCCAACUCGCCCUCGCAGGAUUUAAAGAAAUUGCCUUGUAAUACUGCGAUUGCCGUCCAUGGUCACCAACGGAUGCUUUUUGCUUACAUAUAUGACAAUGGUAGGGCUGCGAGCAAUGAGGGUCGUGAAGGGGAGGAGAUCGAUGUGGCCACGAAGGAUAUCAUGAACCGAGGGGUUUUGUUGAUCCUGCCGCUCUUGCUGGUUGAAAGCCUGCGUUGUAGUAUUCCGCUUCCCGCUGUUGGGCAUAGAGAUCGUGGCGGCUGGGUACCUCGCUGA
Molecule: messenger RNA, 387 nt
Organism: Fusarium proliferatum ET1
Lineage: Eukaryota; Fungi; Ascomycota; Sordariomycetes; Hypocreales; Nectriaceae
Exons: 4
Coding region: 1-387 (128 amino acids)
Source: RefSeq, a predicted model, not a curated record